Molecule: messenger RNA, 1518 nt
Organism: Limulus polyphemus (Atlantic horseshoe crab)
Lineage: Eukaryota; Metazoa; Arthropoda; Merostomata; Xiphosura; Limulidae
Product: cyclic nucleotide-gated channel cone photoreceptor subunit alpha-like
Exons: 1
Biological process (GO): monoatomic cation transmembrane transport
Cellular component (GO): plasma membrane; intracellular cyclic nucleotide activated cation channel complex
Molecular function (GO): protein-containing complex binding; intracellularly cGMP-activated cation channel activity; intracellularly cAMP-activated cation channel activity
Source: RefSeq, a predicted model, not a curated record
AUAGCCAAACUUCUUUUCUACAUAUUAGUUAUCAUUCACUGGAACGCCUGCAUCUAUUUCUCUGUGAGCUACUACAUCGGUUUCGGGUCCGAUAGUUGGGUUUACAAGAACGUGAGUGAAACCAAAUACAGCACAUUUCGUCACCAGUACAUCUACUGUUUCUAUUGGUCCACACUGACGCUGACAACCAUUGGGGAGGUCCCUGUUCCAGAAAAAGAUAUUGAAUAUCUUUUUGUCGUUAUCGACUUGUUGGUCGGUGUUCUCAUCUUCGCCACGAUCGUCGGCAAUGUUGGCAAUAUGAUUACCAAUAUGAAUGCUGCCCGGGCAGCAUUCCAGAACCGAAUGGACAGCAUCAAACAAUAUAUGGAGUUAAGAAAAGUCUCCAAGGAUCUGGAGAACCGCGUUAUCAAGUGGUUUGACUACUUGUGGACCAACAAACAGUCGCUGGACGAAGAAGCCAUCACGUCCAUGCUGCCGGACAAGCUCAAAGCUGAAAUUGCCAUCCACGUUCACCUUGCCACUUUAAAGCAGGUCAAACUGUUUCAAGACUGUGAACCGGGACUUCUUGUUCAACUAGUCUUGAAACUUCGGUUACAGGUGUUCAGUCCAGGAGACUAUAUUUGUCGCAAGGGAGACGUGGGUAAAGAGAUGUACAUUGUAAAGCGAGGUAAAUUACAUGUGGUCGGUGACGACGGAAAGACUGUGUUUGCCACACUUAGCGAUGGAAGUGUGUUUGGUGAACUGAGUAUUUUAAACAUAACCGGUGUGAAAACAGGAAACAGGAGGACGGCCAAUGUCCGCAGCGUCGGCUACUCAGACCUGUUCUGUUUGUCGAAGGAGGGCCUCUGGAACGUGCUUGAAGAAUACCCGGAAGCUCAGAAACUACUGAUUGAGCGGGGUAGGCAAAUUCUCUUGAAAGAUGGGCUCCUGGAUCAGGAUGCUUUGAAAGCUGAGCAGCUAGAACAGAAAAAUUUCCAUAAACGGUGCUCACAGCUGGAGGAAGGGUUGAACAAUCUUCAAACUCGGUUCGCUCGCCUUCUCGCUGAAUACGCCACCUACCAGCAAAAAGUGAAACGUCGAAUUAGUCGUCUAGAAAAGCUAAUCUAUUCUAAAAGUAAAGACAGCGACGACGACGACCAUGAAGAAGGUCGUUUAUCUAGUGGCAGAAACAGCCACAACGGUGAUGCUCAAGAAAAAAGCCACAGUUUGUGUGUUGAGCCAUACGUGUAUCUUUGUGAAAGUCGAAUAACACGUUGCAAACUUAGUCGCGAUAAUAGUGAAUCUGAUGUGAUAAACGACAGUCGUAGCGAUGAUGAGAUAAAUUCGCAAAAUGCUCACGAGAGCCCUGAUAUCCAGAUGAAGGGUGAAAACCAAUUCCGCGAAACUGGUCGUCAUGAAAACGAAGGUCUCUCCAUCGAUAUACACGUUGAAAACAUUCAUAAUAAUCAAACAGGACAAGAAGCAACGCAAAAUAACGACGUCCAAACAAGUAGAACAACAAAGGACGAACAGAUAUGA